GUUCUUCCCUUCCCACCAUCCCCUCCGCUGCCAGCAACUUCUUGCGUUAAUCGCGCUACACGAACGCGGCUGUCAACGCUGUCAAAUUCUGUGCUGGCCGUGUGGGAUUAUCCUUAGCCGUCGUCUCGUCUCGUCGCCUUCAAACUUUCCCGCUUUCCGAUCGCGGACGUGCACACUGUUCACGCACGACGGAGCCGCAAGUAGAGAAAUGUGAGACGCCUUCGUGCGAGGCGGAUGCGUUCUCCGGUGAAAUAAACGAACGCUCGCGCCGCGAUGAGCUGCGGUUAUGUUUCCCGAUGGAGAGCGGUUUAACGACAAUGGCGGCAAUGUCCCCGUCGAAGCGGAGGCUCCAGAAAGAAUUAAUGUCCUUGAUACGUGAACCACCACCUGGGGUAUACGUAGAUGGACAAUCAGCUGAGCAGAAUCUGACACAAUGGAUUGUCCAUAUGGAAGGUGCUAAGGGCACACUGUAUGAGGGAGAACAGUUUCAGCUGCAGUUCAAAUUCAGUUCCAAAUAUCCCUUUGACUCACCGGAAGUGACAUUCAUAGGUGGGAACAUCCCCGUACAUCCGCACGUCUACAGCAAUGGCCACAUUUGUUUAUCCAUACUAACAGAGGACUGGUCUCCUGCUCUCAGUGUGCAGAGUGUCUGCCUGAGCAUCGUCUCCAUGCUUAGCAGUUGUAAAGAGAAGAAGAGGCCACCGGACAAUAUGUUUUAUGUAAAAACUUGUAACAAAAAUCCAAAAAAGACAAAAUGGUGGUAUCACGAUGACAGCGUCUAACGUAGAAAGAGACUCCGCGAAGAUGUUACCAACUUGUCAACAUGGUAGAAUCGUCGGACCAAGGGAGCUCAUAUUCAGACAAAGUUUGCGUCAAAUCAAUAAGAAUUUUGCGUACAAUAUUAUUACAUAAUGUCACAUUAUAUAACGAGAAAUUAGAUGUGAAUAUAUCAAUGUCAACGCUUUUGCUGGGGCAAAAUCCGGUCGAAAAGUGACCACACCACAGGUACCGAACGUUGCUACAGUUGCGUUUGUACGCAACGCGUAGUGCUCGUUCCGCGGCGACGGCGGGCCGCUCUCAGUAGCAGCGGCAAAAGUUGAGGAAAUAAGAAAAAGACAAGGCUACAACCUACUUACCUAUUGUAACAACUAUUAUAACGAUAAAGUUAACUGUGUACUGCGCGAGUUGUUCAGACGUAAAUUAUUGCGAUGUUGCUGAUAGAGUGAUGCAUAUUAUAUUAAAGUUAACAUUACACUGCUGGAUUUAGCGGAUCUUAACGGAAAAAGAGAUGAGAGUCGCCGACGGCGGGUAUAUUGAAAUACACGAAGGAGUGCAGAAAU
This is a messenger RNA of Harpegnathos saltator (Jerdon's jumping ant), 1340 nucleotides long. RefSeq names its product ubiquitin-conjugating enzyme E2 W. The coding region runs from base 297 to 782 and encodes 161 amino acids. The transcript is spliced from 4 exons. Lineage: Eukaryota; Metazoa; Arthropoda; Insecta; Hymenoptera; Formicidae. The record is from RefSeq and is a predicted model, not a curated record.